AAAGCCGGGACGGAGCUAUUACAGUGAUGCACACCCCAAAUAACUAAGCAUGGCGUCAGGUCGUUUGUACAAACUACAAUGUCUCCUAACACAAUUAUCCAUUCGCAACCAUUUACCGUAUGUACGAACUUGUUUGGUCGCAGUUCGACAAAAGUCAAGUGUUGCUACGCCUUUUCUUGAUGGGAAUAACUGUAAUGUGGAAAUUGGUGUGACUUCAGAUGGGAAAACUAUAGUGUGCCACCAUCCCACCAUCGACAUUCCUUAUGAGCUUACCCAGCCUAUAGAAAGACCAGACCCCCUGGCUAACCAGGUCGAGACGCACGACCAGGUUUUAAAGGCCCGCCUCAGCAAGGAGGUGCUCAAGGACAAAGAGGGCCCCACUAUAGAGGAGCUGAGCAAGAUGUUUUUCACUACAAAACACCGCUUUUAUCCAAUUGGACAGUAUCGCAGGAGACGUAUGAAUAAGGACCCACCAAAGGACAGAUAAUUGACAGCUUAAGCUACCAAACAGCAAAUUAAGUUUGUUGUUGCAGUAAUGUUUAAUAAACUGUUCAAUAAUAA
This is a messenger RNA of Archocentrus centrarchus (flier cichlid), 561 nucleotides long. RefSeq names its product mitochondrial ribosomal protein L42 (gene mrpl42). The record is from RefSeq and is a predicted model, not a curated record. Gene Ontology annotation, cellular component: mitochondrial large ribosomal subunit. Lineage: Eukaryota; Metazoa; Chordata; Actinopteri; Cichliformes; Cichlidae. The transcript is spliced from 5 exons. Bases 50 to 487 code for a protein of 145 amino acids.